AUGAAUUCUACCUACCUUCUUAUCUUCUGCUUAUUAGCUGUUUCAAUUAAUGGUUAAAUGUUUUUCUCACUUAACCUGAACAAAACUUAUUACCCUUUUGCUCAAACUUUAAAUGCUGGUUAGAACACUACAAAUCUUUGCUAUUUUACCAGCAUGGUCACAUUAACUCCUAUCUAAGUUCCUAAUUAAAAUUAAAAUUUCACUGGAUUCUAAGUCUCAGGAAGCAUCAACAAAAAUGUUACCAACUGCGUUGUUCCCUCAGUACUUAAUUUCGUCAAAUCAAGCACUGACCUCACACCCCUAGUUGUUGAUAACUCAAGUAACAACACUGAUUUUAACAAUAUUUAUGUUGUUGACAAUAUUAACAAAACUCACAUUUACAAAUUUAUAAACUAAAUUAAUAAUGCCUAAAGUGCUAACGCUAAUUUGUAUGUUUAUCACAAUGACACUGGUUUGGAUAACUACGUUCAAUAAGUUUUAAAACUUAUUGCAAUAUCGUCAUCUUCCUCAUUAGUUUUCACAUUAGUUUUUGGUUUAUUCGCUCUAAUCUACUGA
This is a messenger RNA of Tetrahymena thermophila SB210, 555 nucleotides long. Its product is annotated as transmembrane protein, putative. Lineage: Eukaryota; Ciliophora; Oligohymenophorea; Hymenostomatida; Tetrahymenidae. The transcript has a single exon. The record is from RefSeq and is a predicted model, not a curated record.